CUCCGGGCUUUCGGGUUGCCCGGUCCUGGUCCCCCAGAGCCUGCGGGGGCUCGGAUGAUGCCCUGCCCUUCCCCUCCCCCUGCGCUGCAGAGCCUCCGGAUGCUACCGUACUCCUGCCAUGUGCUGCCGCGGUCGCUACUGAGGCUCGUAGCUUAGCCGAGCGUGUCUCCGGCUGCAAACUCCGCCAAACGAACCUGCAUCUUCCUCCAGGGAAGGCUACCCAGAAGCGAUGAAAUUUCCAAUCGAGACUCCAAGAAAACAGGUGAACUGGGAUCCUCAAGUGGCUGUUCCCUCACCAGUGCCAGCUUGUGAACCUGAGCCCAAAACUAACGGGCAUAACCCAGCUCCACGACUCUCCAUUUCAUCCCGAGCUGCUGUUGUUGCUACCAUGGAAGCCCCUUCUCAAGGCCUGCAGACAGUCAUGAAGUGGAAAACAGUGGUGGCCGUCUUUGUCGUCGUGGUAGUUUACCUGGUGACAGGAGGACUUGUCUUCCGCGCCCUGGAGCAGCCCUUUGAAAGCAGGCAGAAGAACACGAUCGCUCUAGAGAAGGCUGACUUUCUUCGGGAACAUGUUUGUGUAACUCAGCUAGAGCUGGAGACAUUGAUUCAGCAUGCUAUUGAUGCUGAUAAUGCAGGAGUCAGUCCCAUAGGAAAUUCCUCUAAAAACAGCAGUCAUUGGGACCUUGGAAGUGCCUUUUUCUUUGCUGGAACAGUCAUCACAACUAUAGGGUAUGGGAACAUGGCCCCAAGCACUGUUGGAGGCAAAGUUUUCUGCAUCUUGUAUGCCAUCUUUGGGAUUCCACUCUUUGGCUUCUUGCUGGCUGGGAUUGGUGACCAACUCGGAACCAUCUUUGGGAAGGGUAUUGCAAGGGUGGAAAAAGUUUUCAGAAAAAAGCAAGUGAGUCAAACAAAGAUCCGGGUGAUCUCUACCAUUGUCUUCAUCCUGGCAGGCUGCGUUGUCUUUGUGACCAUUCCUGCAGUUAUCUUCAAACACAUCGAGGGAUGGACAGCCUUGGAGUCCACCUACUUUGUGGUUGUCACUCUGACUACUGUUGGCUUCGGUGACUUUGUAGCAGGAGGAAAUUCUAACAUCCAUUACCGGGAGUGGUAUAAACCCUUAGUGUGGUUUUGGAUCCUUGUUGGCCUUGCCUAUUUUGCUGCUGUCCUGAGUAUGAUUGGAGACUGGCUAAGGGUCCUGUCCAAGAAGACAAAAGAAGAGGUUGGAGAAAUAAAAGCCCACGCAGCGGAGUGGAAAGCAAACAUGACGGCUGAGUUCAGAGAGACACGGAGGCGGCUGAGUGUGGAGAUCCAUGACAAACUUCAGCGGGCAGCCACCAUCCGGAGCAUGGAGCGCAGGCGCCUGGGCCUGGACCAGCGAGCCCACUCUUUAGACAUGCUCUCUCCAGAGAAGCGCUCUGUCUUUACUGCCUUGGAAGCAGGGCGCUUCAAAGCCUCAUCUCAGGAAAGCAUCAAUAACAGACCUAACAACCUGCGCCUUAAAGGGUCAGAUCAGCUCAACAAGCAUGGGCAGGGAGCAUCUGAGGACAACAUCAUUAACAAGUUUGGAUCAUCUGCUAAAAUGAGCAAAAGGAAAAACAAAGACCUCAAAAAGACCAUCCCUGAGGAUGUGCAUAAAAUUUAUGAGACCUUCCGAAACUACUCCUUGGAUGAAGAAAAAAAGGAAGAGGAGACAGAGAAGAUGUGUAAUUCUGAGAACUCUUCUAGCACUGCAGUCCUGACCAACUGCAUCCAGCAGCACUCAGACCUGGAGAAUGGAGUGAUCCCCAAUGAAACCAAAGAAAGGGAACAUGAAAACAAAGUGUUACUUGAAGACAGAAAUUAAAUGUAAAAGAUGCUUGACUUGAA
Neopsephotus bourkii (Bourke's parrot) is the source of this 1866-nucleotide messenger RNA. It is a transcript of the gene KCNK10, whose product is annotated as potassium two pore domain channel subfamily K member 10. NCBI's taxonomy places the organism in Eukaryota, Metazoa, Chordata, Aves, Psittaciformes, Psittacidae. The coding region runs from base 230 to 1843 and encodes 537 amino acids. The transcript is spliced from 8 exons. Gene Ontology annotation, biological process: stabilization of membrane potential; potassium ion transmembrane transport. Gene Ontology annotation, cellular component: membrane. The record is from RefSeq and is a predicted model, not a curated record. Gene Ontology annotation, molecular function: potassium ion leak channel activity.